Liolophura sinensis is the source of this 4527-nucleotide messenger RNA. RefSeq lists its product as uncharacterized. The record is from RefSeq and is a predicted model, not a curated record. The transcript is spliced from 3 exons. Lineage: Eukaryota; Metazoa; Mollusca; Polyplacophora; Chitonida; Chitonidae. Bases 1 to 2058 code for a protein of 685 amino acids.
AUGGUUGUGACAGCAUUAGGCACCACUUACUGGCAUGGCCCCAACACCUACGUUGCCAUGAACGGUGGUUUCAAGGAGAAAUCGGGACACAAUCAGCUUGCCGGCGGUUACCCAGUUUCUUCUGAAGAUCCUUGGAGAAGCUUACUGGUUGUUCUGGUGUUUUUUACCUAUUUGGUUAAGACAGGGCAUGGACAGCAACGACGUGAACCCAAUGCUGACGGGGAAAAUCCUCAUGAUAUCCCGCCAGCUGAUGAUUUGGUUAUCCCGCCCGAGGUGCCCAGGAGCGAUGUACAAACACAAACUGAGAACAAUGUAAACGCUUCAAUAAUCGCAUACUGCACGGAUGACCUGCAGUCAAACACACCCAACUCGAUCGAGGUCAUCCGCAACAACCCCCAAACGGACAUACUCCCUCAUAACAAUCUUCAGAAUAAAGCCAACCAACUAGACGCCAUGGUGCGUCCAUUUCCAGUCAGCGUAACGGUUCAGAUAGGUGAUCAGAUAACCCGGCUUUAUGAGGACAAUCAAGUUUCUGGUCUUCCACACGCGAAGCAACAAAAGCGAAAGAAACGUAAACGUCUUAAUCGGUCAAAACAUGUUGGGCAUGUUUCCUCAAAAAAGGAAUAUCCCACUGCGUUGGACCUGCACCAGAGAAACACCCCCCACCCAGAUACCCUUCAAUCCAAAGCUUCCAACCACUUUACGCAGAACGACUUCCACAAAAACACCUGGCACAAGAACAACCAUGGCACAACUGACAACACUCCUAAGGGAGCCUGGAAAGAAGACCCUACGAUGUGUCCAUCCCCGGAAAGGACUAACAGACAUGAUCCUAGAUCCCUGUGCAGAGAGGAGAGUCGACAACAGAAACCUGGAAAUCAUAUAAACUGUUCUCAGAAGCAAGAAAAAUUUGACAUUUUUAAGGCGACGGUUGUGAGAUGUGAUGAUAAUGAAAAGGCGUUUUCCGAACCUAGACAUGUCACUAGCGCGAUAGAACGUCCAAACCGUCAUACGCAUUUCAGCAUUCCAGAUAUAGGAAUCGAAACUUCUGAUUUGUUGCUUGACAGAGAUACUUUUGCGAAUAUUAGAAGAUCCUCAUCCUUUGCUAGGCAAAGUCACCCCGUGAUCCAUGAUGACAAAUUUCCCACAGCUGGGUUUCCCGACACCACUGCUAAAUCACAUGGUCAACGAGUCGCACACAACAAAAACACCCGUCACUCCAUUGCCUUUCAGUCAAACACUCCCGAAUAUAGCAAUUCUAAAAAGAAUACGUUCGGGAAAAGCAACCUCGACCAGGAUGAUAUCACUCAGCCGAAAGCAACCUGGACAGAGAACAUCAGCGUGCCAGUAUGCACGGAAAUCAUGAAAGGGGGUCAGAACCCUCGCCAUAGUAAAGGAAGUCAAAUUUCUUAUGCUCUACCUGGAAAACCAGGUCAACAAAGUAAACCCCACAAUGGUACAAGAGCAAAUGCUAUGGCUCAUUCCUCGAAUGGUGCGUGUACCACUACUGAACCUGACGGCAGUAUGGAGUCUAAACUAUGGAGCAGCUGCGCCGCCAACCACGACCUAUCCAAUAAAAAGGCCAUUAAGCAUAGUAAUUUUUACUGUAGGAAGAUAAAGGGUGAAGUUGCGGAAAGACGAAAGGAUACAGGAAUAAAUAACAAGAUCAAGAUAGCAAAACUGAUGGACUAUUUGUCGGAGAACCAUGUAGAUAGGGAUGAUGACUGGAAAACUUCCAUUUCCCUACCCACAUAUCCGGCAUCUCAUCAGAUUCCACCUCAGUAUCCAGGACGUCACAGCUUUCCUAAUUAUCGUGACUCAUUUGACGGCUAUUGCUACGGGCAUGCUGAACAACGUCGACUUGAUAUUGAUACUACGGUUGCAACGUCAGAUGCACGCAACAAACAUGCGCAUGGACAUUCACGACGGAAUGUCGAAGUGAUCGAUCAUUUCAAAAGAAUUUCUACUGUGAUCGGUGAAGACCGACAUACGAGUGGAAUUACUGCAAUCAACACCCAACCGGAGUCUCCGUACCCAACAGAAUUGGACAAGCUGUGAGCUUCUACAUCUGCACGGAAAGCAGAAGUCUAAACAGGAUUAAAUCUAAGCCCGUAAUUGUAAUUCCCAGCAUCAACUUCUGUUGGCCAUGAUCUAAAAUUAAUUAACUGCAACACUUGCUGUUUAGGAUCCGAGUCUUACAUUUCACUUUUACGCACCCAUAGGCCUACGCUAUACAAGUUAGUUUCUUUACACAUGCUAACUAUGUCUUCAAUGCGAUGUUCUACCAUCGCAUCGUGACAAAGUUUUCUUUCAUUCCAUUCCCGGUGGAAGCAGUUGAAACGUAAUGACAGAGAAUGAUUGAACAUUUGUAAUCAAUGUGUUGGACAUUCAGUUGACCUGUUUGCAACAACACUGAUUAUGAAUGAUCAAAUGCAUGUUCUUGAUUGACAGUUGGGGAAAGUAUAACACAUCAGACAAGUGGAAGAUCCUUUUCUUCACAGGAAGCAAACGAAGAGAAAGCACAGCAAAGACCAAUAUCGUCACUGCAUUUGUCAGUAGAAGGUAAAGCCAGAUGGACAAACAAUUUUUUCGGUUUAAAUACAAAAAAUGGAGAUGGUAUAUAACUUCUGAUGUGAACAAAGUAUUCCUAAUGUGUUCAUUACUUUUGUGUUUUAUGUAUGGAACCUUGACGUUCCGUAACCAUUUCAGAGAUGUUAACUAAGGGAUGUUAUGUCAUCCACGGUUACAUACAUCGUGUGUAAUCUAACUAACAACAUCCUGACGUCACAUUACUAGGCAGAAUGUUAAUCCAUGUUUGAAAGUGUUUUUUUUUUUUCAUUACAAGGCUAUUUUUAAGGUACCCCCACGUGAAAUACACGCCGUCGGGUUAUGAACCAUUUUUAGAUGGUUUAAACGUGUUUAGUUUCCUAAACAUAUACACAGUAAGCCAUAGACUUAACAUUCGUAGAAAUUUACACAUCAUUAUUUUUAUAAGAAACAAAAUAUAUUUUGUCAUUUUUUGACAGAAAAAUAAGUAGAUAAUUAAAUGAAAAGGUGAAAAGGAUCUUUACUCAGAUCAGCUGUUUGCCGUUAUGUCACACCCAGUGACCCAUCCAUAAAACCGUGUGUAGAUAUGUCAACCAAAUAAUCUCAGCUUUAAAGAAGCAAAAAGCCUUUAAAAUUUGGUUGUGUUACCCAAGUAACUUGUGCCUUGUAUAAUUACGUAUUUACAUUUAUGAAGGGGUACACAAAGGGUUCUGAAGGGUUUCACACCUCUGAAUGUAUCUGUACCUUUAUCAGAUAUUAUCACAUCACUUUCAACGUGUUGUCUCAGUAAGGGUGUUUAACUAUUAAGAUAAGCAUCUGUUUGUGUCUCAGUCUAUAUUUCCGGAAAUACGUGAACGUGUGCUACAAGUGAUGGCGUCAGGCACACUUGACCCCUAGACAAUCCAAGUUUUUGCUUUAGUGUUGAUUAUGAAUAGGAUAUUAAAUGGCAUCCGUGAGGAAGUGGACAUGGCGAUUUUACCUAUACUUAUGUACUCGUGUUGAAUGAAACUAAGAGUUUGGUUUGAACAAUCUAGUGGAAAAAGCCUCAAAGUCAUGAAUGAAUAGUCAUUCAUGUAUGACGUAUCCUUCAAAUGUAGUCGUCUUCGCGCGUGAAUCCAGAGAACAUAGAAGGAAUAUUCCCUACUAACAACACUGAAGUGUUUGCUUAGACAUUUCCGCCAACGGAUAACAAGUACACCAACAGGGUCUUUGUGGAGGUAGAGAAACAGUUAGGCUUCGCAUGUAAACAGUCGUGCCGCCACCUAUAAAUACUGUCCCUCACAAAGGCUACGAAUCAUAAGUGGGCGUACAAACAUAUCCUAGGAAAAUGCAUCAAAUUCCGAAGGUGCAAAAUAUGGACCCUUCUAUCUGUAGUUCUGCGUGACGACAAAUCCUGUAUUAAUGAGGUGAUUUUUCCAUUUCAGUCGCAACUUUGUCCUUUGCUCCCAACAAAAACGAAAGACUUAGCUAUAAUAGAAUUCUUUUGAAAGUGGGAUUUUGUAUUCCUUUAUGCUAACAAAUCUGGUAAUUGCCCACCGGAAGUGGGACACAAACCCUAUCUGAGCACAUGAAACGCUACGCGAGGUUUAAAGCUCCUUUAAAGGAAAAUACCCUAAAAAUGAAAGUAAACAUCACUACGUAGACGACUUAAAUUAUGCGUAAAGGACACUUUUAUUUCUUUUUCAGGUUUUUAGGAAAACAAUUAUAUGCGGUAACUCAAUAUUAUAUAUAUAUAUUGAAAAGCAUAUUAAUCAUAAUUAAUAUUAUGUAUAUAAUAUAUAUUCAUGGACUGUCUGCAAAUUGAGAAUUGAAUGCAAAUUUACAGCACUGUGUGUUGUUACAGUAAAUCACGUUGUAAAUAUUUUACAUCAUUUGCCAGCGCAAUUCCGCACCGAUGUGGUGCAAUUUUACUCUAGUGGGAGGGUACUUACAGCAUUGUCUGUAACACCGUAGCGGUUUGACCACUUACUUUACGCUUUG